Molecule: messenger RNA, 465 nt
Organism: Hevea brasiliensis (rubber tree)
Lineage: Eukaryota; Viridiplantae; Streptophyta; Magnoliopsida; Malpighiales; Euphorbiaceae
Product: cyclase-like protein 2
Exons: 1
Coding region: 17-421 (134 amino acids)
Molecular function (GO): arylformamidase activity
Source: RefSeq, a predicted model, not a curated record
CAUAUAUAGUGCUUGCAUGCGGGCCGAAGCUAAGCAUGCGCAUUUGCUUGAUACUAAUAUACAAGCCAUUUCCAAUCCAUCGUUUCCUAUGGCUGCAGGAACCAUGAGAAGAGUUCAACUAAUGCUGCUAUUGCAACUCUGCCCAGGGAUUCUUACCCUAGCAGUCCGUUCACUGGACGAAGGGGUACUACGUAUCGCAGUCCCAGAGAGAAGAGAGGUAUAUAAUAAUGGUAAAAUCUAUGAUAUCACCCACUUGAUCACUCCUGAAAUGUCAAAAUGGGGCACUGCUGAUGGGAUGGGCCAAGUGGUAACCGUGAUCGAUAGCAUAAAGAAUGGUUCAGAUGCUUAUGUUUCUGAGAUGAAGCUACCUUCUCACACUGGCACAAAUGUUGAUGCUCCAUCUCACUUUUUUGAAGAAUAAUAUGAAGAAGGGUAAGACGCAAGCACACUUGACUUGAAGACUCU